Messenger RNA from Sarcophilus harrisii (Tasmanian devil), 3631 nucleotides. It is a transcript of the gene PNPLA8, whose product is annotated as patatin like phospholipase domain containing 8. Bases 492 to 2870 code for a protein of 792 amino acids. NCBI's taxonomy places the organism in Eukaryota, Metazoa, Chordata, Mammalia, Dasyuromorphia, Dasyuridae. The transcript has 10 exons. The record is from RefSeq and is a predicted model, not a curated record. Gene Ontology annotation, biological process: arachidonate metabolic process. Gene Ontology annotation, cellular component: membrane.
UCCCCUUCCUUCGCUUCUCAAGAACGAUUUCUCUACCGGCUCUAAGGCCUUAGUGACGGCGCUUCCGACACCGCGGAUCCCAAAAGAUUGCUGGCUCCCCCUGAAAUUUUGGAGUGGGCCAGAGGCCCCCCUUCCCUUUCCUUACCCGCCCACCCCUGUGGGUUGUGUUUAGGUUUCGCUGUCUCCACCCACUUCCCUCCCUCCCUCCCUCCAACCUCUUCCUUCUCGGAGCUCUGACUAGCUUAGUACUGCUCACCGGGGCCCAAGUUUCCGUCCUUCUCCAGUCCGUGCUUGUCGGGGUCCAUAGUUGGGCCCUUUAAUCUGGUGGCAUAUACAUUUCUCGGUCCCCAGAGACCCUCCCUUACUUCUCCUCAACCCCCACACAGCCAUUCUUCCAGUAAGAUUAUGAAUUGUGGUGUUUUUUAAAUGAAGCUUUCAGGAGUGAAGUGAAAGAAAGUCAUAACAUAUGGGAAAUAAAAACCUCUUAAGUAAUGUCCAUUCAUUUGACAUUAGAUAUAUAUAUUUAUCUCCUUAGAAAUGCAAGAAGCUUUUGUGGGAAACAGAGAAACAAGCAACUAUAUUUCUUGUACACACCUAAAUAUUAUUGGAAGAUAAGCUACAUCAAUCAGCAAAGAAGUUUUCAUACAAGCAAAACAAGAUAUAAAUGUACCAAAAGUCACACAUUUGUUUGUAGUAAAUACUAUUGUAAUCCAUGCAACCAUGAUUUACAUAUUGGAGUUUUAAAACUUAGCACUUCUGCACCCAAGGGACUAACAAAAGUAAGCAUUCAUAUGUCCCGUAUUAAAAACACCUUGGACUCUGUUUCAAAAGCUGUUUUUGGCAAUCAGAAUGAAAUGUUUUCACGUUUCUCUAGAUUCAAACCAGGAAUAUUGAAUAAAAAAUCAGAAGAUGAUGUGUUAAACCAGAAAAGUGUUAAAGAAGCUUCUGGCACCAAUAUUCUGAAUGAUUCCAGCAGUAAAACAGAUAAGAGUCCUUUUCCAGAAGGUAAAAUCUCAAACCCUUCAUUGGAAAACCCACCCAAGAUUGAUCCAGUUUUAGAGAAAGGACUAGAAGACAGUAAACAAAACAUUUAUUAUACAAACUAUAUAAUUACAAAAUUUGAAGAAUCAUUAUACUUUUUAUCAAGUCAUAUAAAUUCAUACUUUACAAAUAUGACUGAUAGAAAUGAAAGUAACCGUGUACAAAAAGAUACAGAAGUAAAAGAGGCAAAGGAUGAAAAUGGAAUCAGACAGAAUCCUCCUAAGGAAGUAGUUGAACUUAAAGAGGAGAAAGGCACAGAUUCACAAUUUCUUUCAGCUACAGUAGCUCACCCUGAAGAGCUCAGUGGAACAUCUGGUGUUCUUCCAGUUUCUGUUAAACAGAGUUUUGCCAACUUUCUUGCACGACCUACUGACAGUGUACAAGCACUUGUGGGUGGUUACAUUGUUGGACUUGUACCCAAAUUAAAAGCUGAUUCAAAGCAUCAUUCGGAAGAAUUUCAAGGUGGUAGCCCAGCUGAGGAGGCACAUAGGAAAGAAAAACAAGAUGAAGAGAAAAGACGCCUAUCCCUUCAGCGAGAGAAGAUCAUUGAAAGGGUGAGUAUAGAUAACAGAACCCGGGCUUUAGUUCAAGCAUUAAGAAGAACGACUGACCAUAGACUCUGUAUUACCAGGAUUGAGGAAAUAACUUUUCAUCUUCUAGCAUUUCCUGAAGCAAAAGCACUAGCUGUUAAGGAAAAACUUGUUCCAUACUUACUUCGACUAAGGCAAGUUAAGGAUGAAGCUCUUCAAGCUACUAUUAGAGAAAAUUUAGCUUUGAUUGGCUAUACAGAUCCAGUGAAAGGAAGAGGAAUUCGUAUUCUCACAAUUGAUGGUGGAGGAAUAAGAGGUGUGGUUGCUCUUCAGACACUUCGAAAAAUAGUUGAACUUACUCAACAGCCAAUUCAUCAACUUUUUGAUUAUAUUUGUGGUGUAAGCACAGGUGCCAUAUUAGCUUUCAUGUUGGGAAUAUUUCAUUUGCAUCUGGAUGAAUGUGAGGAACUUUAUCGAAAGUUAGGAACAGAUGUAUUUACCCAGAAUCUCAUUGUUGGAACAGUCAAAAUGGGGUGGAGCCAUGCAUUUUAUAACAGUGAAACCUGGGAAAGAAUACUAAAGGAUAGAAUGGGAUCUGAUCUAAUGAUUGAAACGGCAAGAAAUCCCAAGUCUCCUAAGGUGGCAGCAGUAAGUAGUCUUGUAAACAGAGGAGUAACACCAAAAGCAUUUGUGUUCAGAAACUAUGGUCAUUUUCCUGGAGUGACUUCCCACUAUUUGGGAGGAUGUCAUCAUAAAAUAUGGCAAGCCAUUCGAGCAUCAUCUGCUGCACCUGGUUACUUUGCGGAAUAUGUAUUAGGAAAUGAUCUUCAUCAAGAUGGAGGUUUGCUUUUGAAUAAUCCUUCAGCUUUAGCAAUGCAUGAGUGUAAGUGUCUUUGGCCAGAUACCCCAUUACAGUGUAUAGUAUCCUUGGGCACUGGGCGUUAUGAAGGUGAUGUGAGGAACAAUUUAACAUCGACAAGCCUGAGAAGUAAACUGUCAGCUGUUAUCAGCAGUGCUACUGAUACAGAAGAAGUCCAUAUAAUGCUUGAUGGCUUUUUACCUCCUGACACUUAUUUUAGAAUCAACCCAGUAAUGCGUGAAAACAUACCUCUGGAUGAAAAUCGAAAUGAAAAGCUUGACUUCUUACAAUUGGAAGGGAUUCAGUAUUUAGAAAGAAAUGAGGAAAAAAUGAAAAAACUCGUUAAAAUAUUAACUCAAGAAAAAACAACUCUACAGAAAAUUAAUGAUUGGAUAAAAUUAAAAUCAGAUAUGUAUGAAGGUUUUCCUUCUAAAUUGUGAAGAAAAAAAUUUGCAUGCACCAUGCUAAAUGUGAAAUCUAUUCUAAAGGAGUUGUCCAAUUCUAUGGAAAACUGACACAUAUAGGUAUACAAAUUAAUUUUAUGAUAUUUGUUCAUCGUAGACUAUGCUGGGAACAACAACAACUGCCCAGACCAGCAUGAACAGUUCAGGGUAUUUGGCAUAGAAUUUAUAUUGGAAUUAGGUUUUUCUGAUGUUAAUAAUUAUUUGAACUUUAGGAACUUACCCGUUGUACUAUUUGGUUUUAGUAAACACAGUGAUGUUUUUGUUUUUUUUUUGUGAAGUUUUGAGAUAUAUUAGUAUUUGUGCCAAACAAGACACUGGAAAUUAUAAUGCUCUAAUUUUACUUUAAGGUAUCAUAAUCAUGUUGAAUUUAUUUGAACAUUGUUUUGUGUUUGUUUUUAGUGGAAAAUCAUUUUUCCUAAGGAUCUAUUCUAGUAUGUUUUUGCAUUUCAGUUUAAUAAUUUCUUAAUGGAUGUAUGAAAACAGAUAUUUGCUUCUGUUAGAGUCCUUUCACAAAAAAUAAAAUAACAUUAAAUACAUAAUUUUAUCUCCUAAAAUUUACUUACACCAUCAGAGUUUGGUUCAAGAAAUAUACUUACCAAUAUUUUGCUGAGAUUUCAAAAUACUGUAUGUUAUCUUUUCAAGAUAGCUUUGUCCUUCAUUGUUUGAAAAAUUAAUCCCUUGUACUCAUUGAAGAUAAUAUUCCUAUCAAAAUAAAUUCUUUUAAGUAAUCUGUUUCA